AUGUUCAGGAAGAGAUUAGUGAACAAAAGCUCCUCUGAUGAAAAGAGCCAAAAAAAGAGGCAGAGAAUCAAUUUUAGCGAAGAGAAACCUGUCGCUAGCGAUGAAGAAAAGGGUUCCGGUGAUAUCGUGGGCUUAACGAAGAGUGGAAAUGGCAAGAAAUUCCAACCUCCACCUGCGAAUGAGCGUGAACUACAGAGAAAGGAUGAGGAUCUAGACAAUUACACUCUAACUGUCAACGACGACAGCACUAAAGAAGAUCUUCUAAACUCUGAGAGAAAAGAGCUGACCGAGAAAGUGAAGGAGAGGCGACCCAGCGAUGGCGAUGAACCAGUAUUGAACAUGAGCGGUAAAAGUACACGGCUCGCCAAGCAGAUCAACCAGCCAACAAAUAUCCGUACCACGGUGCUUAUGGACUUCCAGCCGGAUGUUUGCAAAGAUUUCAAACAGACAGGUUAUUGUGGUUACGGAGACAGCUGCAAGUUCUUACACUCGAGGGAUGAUUUCAAGACUGGCUGGAAGAUGAAUCAGGAAUGGGAUGUAGAGAAAGAGGACUCUAAAACAGUUACUCUAGACUUAGAGAAGAUACCGUUUAAGUGCACUCUUUGUAAGGAAGAUUACAAGUCACCAGUGGUUACAAACUGUGGCCAUUAUUUUUGCGGAUCCUGUUUUGCCAAGGAUAUGAAGAAAGGUACCAAAUGCUUUAUAUGCCACAAGGAAACCCACGGUAGUGCAAAGGUAGCAUCCGAUUUACAGAAAAUACUAAACAAAAGGAAAUGUUGA
Saccharomyces paradoxus is the source of this 780-nucleotide messenger RNA. It is a transcript of the gene CWC24, whose product is annotated as U2-type spliceosomal complex subunit CWC24. Bases 1 to 780 code for a protein of 259 amino acids. Gene Ontology annotation, cellular component: U2-type spliceosomal complex. Gene Ontology annotation, biological process: snoRNA splicing. The transcript has a single exon. The record is from RefSeq and is a predicted model, not a curated record. Gene Ontology annotation, molecular function: metal ion binding. NCBI's taxonomy places the organism in Eukaryota, Fungi, Ascomycota, Saccharomycetes, Saccharomycetales, Saccharomycetaceae.